AUAUACGAAUAACAAAAGAUCGAUACAAGUUAUGUUGAGCAUCUCUUGUAAUUACAGAAGUCAAAUGUGACCUAAGACAAUUUUAAUAUUUUUUCCUUUGUUAAAAUGUGCAUUUGGUGGGGGGUCACCGUCUGUAUACAUGGCUGGAACUUUAGUUUAGACCUAAUUUGAAUGUGAAAACACUGUUUAGGAAGAGAGUGGAGACAUUAGCUCUGACGCCAGGGGCUACAAUUUAAGUGACAUCACCUGCUCCCACGGUUGUACAAAAACGAGUGACUCAAGCCUAACGGUCUAAAACUCCCCAGGAGAGCCGCGCCCCAGCCUGUCGCCCCGCCCGGCGGGGAAAGCCUGUGGUCCUCCAGGAACCCCGUGAGCAGGAUGACAGCUACCCCGGGUCCCCACUUCGGGCCGCCCCAAUUCCAGCAGCGCCUCCCCCAACCCCGGACAUCAAAGGUUUCCGCCCUGCAAGCUGGGACCCCUCCGGGCGCGGGCGUCCAACGCAGCGAGGCCCAGGUGGACGGUCUGCAGCAUCUGCUGGAGACCGGGGCCUCCGUCAACGCACCCCUGGAUUCCUGCCAGGAGUCCUGUUCCCUUGGCCGCAAGUGGCGGCUUGCGUGUUUCCUUCUCUGGCAGCUGCAAACAGACGCUGACCUCAACCAGCAGGAUGUUUUAGGAGAAGCUCCACUACCCAAGGCAGCAAAAGUUGGAAGCCUGGAAUGCCUUAGCCUGCUUGUAGCUGGAGAUGCUCAAAUUGAUUUAUGUAAUAAGAAUGGCACAGCAGAUCUUGCUUGGUCAUAUGGAUUUCCAGUAUGUGCCAAGUUUCUUACCACACAUAUAUAUAUGCAGAUGAUAAAAUCAAGUGAACAAUCUGACAGAGAUCAUCGUGUUCCAGUGCUUAGACAAAAACAAAGUUUUGGAAAUGUUGAAAAUGCAAGUGGAAAAAGGAAGUGCUGGUAAACACCUGAGCUGCUGCUUUCUCCCUCCCUCAAGGACUUCUCUUUUAGAAUUGAAUUUAUUGUUCCAUUUAAAUAUUGACACUCUUAUUUCUAGCAUUAUCAUUAACAUUUUAAUACAGUUAUAGUUGUUACUACUACUAGAUUCUAGAGACCAAAACUUGGCAUGCAUGGUGGAAAUUUGGGGAGAAAACCUUUUUUUUUUUUUUUAAGUAUUUAAUUUUAACAUG
This is a messenger RNA of Nycticebus coucang (slow loris), 1183 nucleotides long. RefSeq names its product ankyrin repeat domain 37 (gene ANKRD37). Lineage: Eukaryota; Metazoa; Chordata; Mammalia; Primates; Lorisidae. The record is from RefSeq and is a predicted model, not a curated record.